Priapulus caudatus is the source of this 4086-nucleotide messenger RNA. Its product is annotated as inositol-tetrakisphosphate 1-kinase-like. The coding region runs from base 137 to 1279 and encodes 380 amino acids. Gene Ontology annotation, biological process: inositol trisphosphate metabolic process. The transcript is spliced from 10 exons. Lineage: Eukaryota; Metazoa; Priapulida; Priapulimorpha; Priapulimorphida; Priapulidae. Gene Ontology annotation, molecular function: ATP binding; magnesium ion binding; inositol-1,3,4-trisphosphate 6-kinase activity. The record is from RefSeq and is a predicted model, not a curated record. Gene Ontology annotation, cellular component: cytoplasm.
UGUGGUCUUUUUCCGUGGGCGCCUGAGCGGGUUCCGGUAAUAUGGCAUCAUGGUGUUGUUAACUUGAUAUCACUAGCUUUCAGUGUGUUUUUGCAUUUGGUAGUAAUCGGCCCUGGUGUUCGACAAAUAGCUGAAUAUGUCGGACAUACAGGUAAGACCGCUUCCAGUAAGAAGAAUCGGUUACUGGAUGAGCGAGAAAAAGCGACGAAAGUUGAACCUCGCCUACUUCGCUGAUUUAUGCAGGAGAAACAACAUGGAACUUGUCAAGGUUGAUCUAAACCGGCCGUUGGUUGAGCAGGGCCCUUUUGAUGUGUUCAUUCACAAGCUGAGCGACGUGAUGGCCAAGGCUGGUCUUGGAGACCAGCGCUCACACGAAAUAUGCACAUCCAUUGAGGAGUACUUGGCGAGACAUCCAAGCACUUUAGUUUUAGAUCCACUCCCGCGCGUUAGAUGCCUACUUGACCGAUACACACAGUAUUCUCUGCUGGAUAACGGACCAAUGAGUGGGUUAGGAGAUGUCUUCACUCCCUCUUUUGUGGAACUAAAGACAAAAGAUGUGACCGAAAACCUUAAGUUGCUGCGCAUGGCAAACGUCACAUUCCCUUUUGUAUGCAAGCCACUUGUAGCACAUGGGUCAUCAAGCGCUCAUGAGAUGUCGAUCAUAUUCAAUGAAGCGGGUGUGCAAGGUGUCACACCACCAUGCGUUGCUCAGACGUUUGUCAACCACAAUGCAUUAUUGUACAAAAUCUUCGUGAUUGGGGACCAACAUUUCACAAUAGAGAGACCAUCAAUCAGGAAUCUGUACUCUGGUGGUCAGAAGACAGUAUUCUUUCAUAGCGGUGAUGUAUCAGGGGCCAAUGCAUCCUCCUCCCUCAAUGAUGUCGAGCAGGCGGACGUGCCUGCGAGUGUGCGGCCGCAACCGAUGAAGCUCUCCCGCCUCGUCGACGUCGUGCGCGAGCGGCUGCAGCUGGCGCUGUGCGGCAUCGACGUCAUCGUCGAACACGGCACAGGACGCUACGCCGUCAUCGACAUCAAUGCCUUUCCCGGUUACGACGGAGUGCCGGAUCUGUUUGAGGUGCUGCUAGGCUACAUCGUGCAGCAGCUGGACAGACGCGAUGACAAGAUGACUGUAUGCAGUGCACGCGAUGACAAGAUGGCCGCCCGAGGCUCGCUUGUCGUCUCGUCGCGUGCAGUCGAGCGCGAGAACGCUUACAACCGGCAGCAGACGAUGAGCCUUGAGACUGCGGUGCGCCACAACAGCUGGCUGCUGCACGCGUAGACCCUCGCGUGGACGCCCGCCACGUGCAACCAGCAGCGGCGACGUUGCAUCAGGAGCGUGACGUCGCGGGGCCUGUACAGUGCUGCCACCUAGCUGUGAUGGGUCGUCGACCUGGGACUCCGCUCCCCUCCUCCUCCCUCCUGUGUGACUCGCCUGUGGGACUUAAUCCGUGUGCUUCCACUUCCCCUUAUUCACAUCCAGAUAAUAGCCACGUAUAGAGUAGGUAGUACUUAGUGGCGUAAGUAGUGGUAGAUAGUGGUUUUCACGUCGGUCCGGCCAUCUCGAUUGCCGUGUUGGGGUUCCUCUGACGCAGUAGUGCACCACGAAGUCGUCUAGCGCAGUGUGUUGACGUUCGAUCGAUGCGCAAUCGAUCCUCGCAACUUUGAACGAGGUCGUCGCCUCUGCCAUCUGUGGACUGGUGGACGACGAUGGCGCUCGUGUCGCCAGUGUAAAUAAUUAUGCAGAGGGGCAAACGCGAGUACCCGUACGUCGCGUCGUUCACGGCAGCAGGGCUGUAGACGCAGAGCUGCGCGGGUUUGUGUUGGGUUCGCACGGAUGCGAGGAACAGCGUGCAUGUUAGCGUUCGGUCGCUCGCUGUAUAGGCAGCGGUUCUGCUCCCGUCGCGUACUUCUGUGUCCGUAUCACUUCUGUCUCACUUCUUGAAUAGGUAUUGCCGUCGUGCUCUUUCACUCUAGGCGCAAUCUCGUGGCAGUUUGCUCGAUGUGACCAGCACAGUUCGGGCUCUGAUACAUGCUGGUGAACUGAUACCCUGACAUGCGAUCGAAUGGGUCCCAGGUUGAGCGAGCAGUUAUUCCGGUGGCUAAAGUUGUGCAUCGUAAAAUCAUGAAGGAAGGAUUGAGGCAGCUAUAGAAAUUGCAGUUUUAUUUGGGAAACGUGGUAUAUGUCAUCUACUCGCGCGAGCAAUCUCCCCAGUGCAACGUUGAACCAGAGUUGCGUGGUACCAGCUGCCAGGACCCUGCCAUUGUCUAUGCCAUUAUGUAUAGAUUAUUUUCCCCAAAGUCAAGAUUUCUUUUAUCUAAAGCAUUGGCGUUCGUGAAAAGAGAGCAGCAACUUGUGUUCUCCAGCUCAGAGUAUGAGGCAACAGCAUUCUAUUGGUUUAAAACAUCACUUAGUCAUCGUGUGAACUUACUAGAGAGCAUGGCCCCAUUUCUAUAAACUGUCAAUCUGCUAUCAUGCGUAUCAAACAGACGUCACUCCUGGUGUAACACCUCGAGCAGCUAUCAAUCACGUAACACGUCCCCAUGUGUUUAACGUAUGAUUGUGCUAUAAUAUAUGCUCACACCACGUCGCCACCUACCUAUAAACACGUCGGCUGCUAGCAUGCACACCCGAAACACGUGGUACUCCUAAUCUCGGGCAUACAGGUGCGCUCUCGUAAGCACUCAGAACACGUGCUUAACACAACCUACUCACUACUGAACACGCAUUGCAUGGCACGCAGCAAUACAAUUGCAGCUUUCAUCUGAUCGCAUGAGCACGUAUACGUGCAGAUGAAAACACGCGCAUAGAAACAAGCGAACGCCGCUGGCAUCUGGGAGCUCACAACCAGUGUCCACCUACCUGCCUACGCUGCAUUUACUUCCGCAAACAGCAGAGCAUGUAAAGCAAAUGUGCAGCCCAGUUGACCCGAUAAUUUUUGGCUUUUAUAGCUAAAACUUUGGAUAACAGUACUGCUGGCAUUCUGCUAUGUGCUAUACGCUGUCACUUAUCUGUAUGAUGACUGGAACAUGUCAUAUCUGUCAAGCAGGUGACAGUGUUACAGGUGAGAUAUGUCAUAUCUGUGAAGCAGGUGACACUGUAACAGGUGAGAUGUCAUAUUUGUCAACCAGGUGACACUGUGUUACAGUUGAGAUGUCAUAUCUGUCAACCAGGUGACACUAUGUUGCAGAUGAGAAGUCAUCUGUCAACCAGGUGACACUGUGUUACAGGUGGGAUAUAGCAUAUCUGCCAAACAGAUGACACUGUGUUACAGAUAGACGUUAUAUCUGUCAACCAGGUUAGACUGUGUUACAGAUAAGACAUGCUGUGUCUGUCAACUAAUGUUAUCUAGUCGUGAUAUAUAAGGUGAACGUUGAUUCCAAACAUAGCCGUUUAUUUAUUCACUUAGCAAAUACACACAAUCACAAUGGUUGCCCAAUUCGCCUCUAUCCCACCUGCUCUACUUUUCAUGUAUCAAUGCACCACGUGGUUCAGUUAGAUAAUGUGACAUCAACCAGGUGACAAUUUGUUACAUUUGAGACAUAUCUGUCAACCAUGUGACAUUGUGUUACAUGUGAGAUGUCAUGUUUGUCAAGCAGGUGACACUGUGUUACUGGUGAGGUAUUAUGUCUGUCAACCAGGUGACACUGUUACAUGUGGGACAUUAUGUCAGUCAACCAAGUGACACUGUGUUACAGGUGGGACGUUAUGUCUGUCAACCAUUUCACAUAUUCUUAUGUAACAGACGUCGACAUAUGCACCACUAGUUUUUCUGUACAUGUGAAACGGCACGAUGUUUAAGAGCUGAUAGAGGUGGUGGUUUAAUCUCUGUUGAGUCGAUGAAUUUUUUUAUAUCAUCACUGUUCACUCUGAGUUACGUGUAUUAAAGUGUAAAUGUCAGGUGUUAGUAUAUUAGAGCUUUUAUCCCUUUUCAUACGUUAUAAAACCGUGGUCUCUUCUUAUUACAAUGUGCUGUACGUGUGUAUGUCACUAACCCUUUUGGGUUGAGAAUGUGAACAUAAACUUGAUGAAAUAACGCGCAUGAAAAUGUUAACAAAAUAAAGCUAUUUUCAUUAUUUUUAAAAGUA